This is a messenger RNA of Penicillium taxi, 2037 nucleotides long. Its product is annotated as pseudouridine synthase PUS2. The record is from RefSeq and is a predicted model, not a curated record. Gene Ontology annotation, biological process: mRNA pseudouridine synthesis; tRNA pseudouridine synthesis. Gene Ontology annotation, molecular function: RNA binding; pseudouridine synthase activity. Bases 1 to 2037 code for a protein of 678 amino acids. Lineage: Eukaryota; Fungi; Ascomycota; Eurotiomycetes; Eurotiales; Aspergillaceae. Gene Ontology annotation, cellular component: nucleus. The transcript has 5 exons.
AUGGAGCUAGAGGCACAUUUACAGAGCAGAGCAGAGCAGGCGCCAAGUCUGAUGGAGUCGGAGUCAAACAAAGUCGAAGAGAGCUCAAAGUCACAUGCAUUGUUUCAGCCUGAGGUGUCAUCCAUCCAUCCAGCUAUCCGGCGUCUUGAUGUCGCGAAAGCCAAGGAAAUUCUGCCGAGUCUCGAGUUCAUGCGCGCCUCGGUUCUUUGCAAGCAUAGCUUGGUUGGAGUUCUUUCUCCUCUCAGUAACCGAUCUUCUUUCUUGAAGUUACAAUCAACUGCCCUUCGUCCCCUCGCACAACUUCGAUACAUUAGACCCGAUUCUCAGCCCCGACUUUCAGAGGUUUUCAGUCGCAUACCAUGGCCGACAACAAAGGAGCAGGAGAGGGAGGUGGUAAACGCCGUAAGAAUAGAGAUAUGGGAAGGUCAGAAUGGAGGUAUCGGCGCCCCUAACCAAGGAAGCCGACAAGCCAUAGACAAACGACAGCGUCAGGAGCAACAGGCAGAGGCUAAGCGUCGCAAGAUUGAGAAUGGAGAAAAGAUUGAAACCCCGAUCUAUGCUACAGAAUUCACCAAAGAGGAGAUUGCCAAUGAAGAGCGCCGCCCGAAAAAGAAGGUCGCGAUCAUGAUGGGAUACUCUGGAACUGCUAUGGUCGCAGCCGGCGCAAUCUCCAAGGCCAACGCGCAGGACCCAAAAAAGUCCUCUUUCAUCCGCUGUGCUCGUACGGAUAAGGGUGUUCACGCCGCAGGAAAUGUUGUAUCUCUGAAGAUGAUCGUGGAGGAUCCCGAUAUUAUCCAAAAGAUCAACGAGAAGCUCAGCCCGCAGAUUCGUGUCUGGGGAUAUGAAGUUACCACUGGUAGCUUUAGCUGCUAUCAGCUGUGUGACUCUCGGGUGUAUGAAUACUUGAUGCCCAGUCACUGUCUUCUACCGCCACACCCCAGCACAUUUUUGGCCAGGAAGACAAUCGAGCUCGCCGAGAAGGCAGGUGAUCUCGAUGCUGUCAAUGCCAGACAAGAGGAAGUUGCAGGUUACUGGGAAGAAGUGGACGAAAAAUACAUCAAGCCCAUUUUGGAGGGUGUGCCAGAGGACAUCCGCAAAAUCGUUGAGAAGUCUCUUUAUCUUGACGAGCAGGAGUCACCAGACAACGAGGAUGAGGCGGCCCCUGCGGCCGCUGAACCAGAACCUCUUGCCGUGGAACCGGCUGAAGGAGAGGGUGCAGAAACUGAGCCUAAGCCCUUUGAGAUGGACCCUCGCCAACGCCUUAUUCUGGACACCAUCAAGGCUGUCAAGGCAGCGUAUAUUACUGCCAGACGAGCUUACCGUGUGCCUGAAAAACGCAUUGCUCGUAUUCAAGAGUGUCUGAACAAAUAUGUUGGAACUGUCAACUUCCACAAUUACACUAUUCAAAAAACCUUCAAGGACGCAUCUGCUAAACGUCACAUUAAGUCAUUCAAUGUGAACACGACUCCUAUUGUGAUCAACGGCACUGAAUGGCUAAGCAUGAAGGUUCACGGCCAAAGUUUCAUGAUGCACCAGAUUCGUAAGAUGGUCGCCAUGGCCACUCUGCUCGUCCGUUCUGGCUGCUCCCCAGACCGAAUCACAGAAUCAUAUGGACCCGAGCGCAUUGCAAUCCCUAAAGCUCCUGGUCUGGGACUAUUGCUUGAGAGGCCAAUCUUUGACAGUUACAACUCUAAAGCCAGUAGCCUGAGUCGCGAGCCCGUCGCCUUUGACAAGUUUACCAAGGAGAUGGAAGAAUUUAAACAGCGAGAGAUAUACGAUCGGAUCUUCCGCGAGGAGGAACAAAGCUCAGCGUUCGGGUCCUUCUUCAAUCACAUCGACCAUUUCCAGCUGGGAUAUUUCCUUUAUGUCACAUCUGGUGGGAUCAAAGCUGCCCAGCUAGUCACUGCGCCCUCUGCCGAUCCUAUCACGUCCAAGUCAUCAUCUGGUGGAAAACCCGGAAAGUCCCAGAAAGAUGCCCUUGCUGCGGUUGAGUCCGAGGGGGAGGAUGAUGGCAAGAUCACUAUUGAAGACAGUUGA